AUGGUGAUGCGCCGCGACAGCCACAGCGCCGUGCUGCGGCAGGAGCCCGCCCCCACAGUCGCGCGCACGCCCCCGAAGCGCGUCUUCUCCUUCAAGGACGCGGUGGUGCGCGCGCCGCCCGCGUCCGCGCCGUCCCUCUCGGUGAAGGAGCAGCCGCAGCCCGUGCAAGUGCAAGUGCAGCCGUCUCCGCGCAACAGAGGCAACAGCCACGACAAGAAGACGCCCGGCCCGCGCACCAUCCGCUCGCGCAGCAUCACCAAGAUCGUGGAGAGUCCGAGCUUCAAGAAGCGGUGCGAGGCGCUGAAGUCGCACCAGGGACGCAAGCACCACGACAAAAAGAGUGACAGCAGCGCCAAUGGUGCAAGUGCAAGUGCUAACCGCAGCCCCUGCACCUCCCCCAGGGCGAAGGAAGACACACCUAAAAAGUUGACGCCGUUGGAGGAACUCUGCGAGAGGGAAAAGUUGUUGCACGGUUCGGGCGAGAGCUUUAAGGGGCGCAAACGCGCCUCCCGCUCCGCUUCCGCCUGUUCAGCUUCCUCCUCCUCCUCCUCCACCUGCUCCUCUGCACUGCGUAAAGCGCAUUCGCUGUCGGAGAAAGACGAUGGUGUUAACCAGGAAAGUGGCAGUGGCAGUCCGCGCGUCCGCACCGUGUCGAACGACCGCGUGCUGUUGCGUCGAGCCUCGUUGCCGUUGGGAGCUCCCUCGGACUCUGAUACGCAGGAAUCUCUAUCCAGUUCGUCGUGCGAGAGCAGCCCCGUCAAGGCCGUUGCCAGGUUGUCGGUCUCCUCCCAGCCGCGUAGUCCCGUUGUGGCAGUCUCCCCUCCUCCGUCCAGCACCUCGUCUACCGGGCUGGACUCGGACGAGAGCGAGUUGUUGUCACACGACCUGGCAGUUGGCAGCAGCAGUAGCAAUAGCAGCAGACACCACGCGCGGAAGGCUCUGGAGAGUGACGACGACUUUUUGGACUGCGACGACACCAACAGCGAGUCUACCGCCGAGUCCUCGUGCCCAAGUCCUCGACACAGCCCGCUGUCGCACUUUGGCGCGCACCGCCGCGAGAUGGAGGCGUGCUACGAGCACGAUGAGCUUUCGUCGAUGCUGUCCAACUGCUACGAGGAGGACGAGGAGGCGUACAUGCUGCUGGACCGGAUCAACAACUUGUCGGCCGAGUUCGUGGCCAACCGCGAGUACGAAGAGUCGAACGCGCUGUCGUGGUCGGUGCAGCAUGCAGCGCAGCAAGGAGUGAUCUCGACGCAGCUGCAGCAGAACCUGUUCACGAAUAUCUGCGAGGGGUAUCUUGACGAGGCCCGGGACGUGCUGUAUCACAAAUGUCACCUGGUUCCAGCCGUUGGUAGCGUUGUGGAGAGCCCGAUGCAGCCGAUCAUGGAUCCGACUGCGCUGCAGUCGUUUGUGGACUAUGUCGACGACAUCUCGCCUAUGGACGUGCCUGAGGCGCGCAUGCACAAGUUGCAGGUGCUGAAGCAGUUGUCGGAUCUGCUUACCAAGUGGGUCAAGAUGGUCGGACGCGAGCGUGAGCUGAGCGAGGAGCACAUUGCGUUGACGAAGGGAUCUCUGUUCCUGGCUGGCUCGUACCGUCUAGGACUAGACGACCCCAACUCGGAUAUUGAUGCAGUGUGCGUCGCGCCUUGGCACGUGACCCACGACGACUUUUUCAGUUCGUUCUGCCAUUUGCUGGAGCAGACGCCGGGGGUAUCCCACCUUGCGCCUGUGCCCAACGCGUACGUACCGCUUAUUUCGCUGUCGUUCUUGGGAGUGCGGAUGGACCUGUUGUUCGCGCGCUUGCCUGUGUCGAGCGUGGAGCCCAACCAGAACAUUGAUUCGGAUCACAUGCUGGUUGGCGUUCAUGAGACGUCGAUGAAGGCUCUGAACGCCCCACGAGUGAGCUCCAUGCUGCUGUGCCUGGUGCCAAGACGUCGCGAGUACAGGAUCGUAUUGCGAGCCGUGCGUGCAUGGGCCCGCCGUCGCGGGAUCUACUCAGCCAAGCUAGGCUACUUGGGUGGUAUCAGUUGGGCUAUCCUCGUUGCGUUCGUGUGCCAAUUGUACCCGAACGCGGAGCCUGCCAAAAUCUUUGUUCGAUUCUUCCAGGUGCUUUCGGAGUGGCAGUGGCCGCAGCCUGUCAUGCUGAACAUGAUUUACGACGCCGGACUGGGGUUCGACAUGUGGGAUCCUCGCCAAAGCGUGUUCGACCGCUCGCAUAUCAUGCCGAUUAUCACGCCGGCGUACCCCCACAUGAACUCGUCCGUCCAGGUUUCGCAGCCCACGUUCUCUGUGAUCUACGAGGAACUGUGGCGCGCGAGGUAUUUGGCUGAAAUUGCCGUUGGCAUUUCCAAGCCGUUCCCCACGGCUGCGCCGUCGCCUGAAAGUUCUGAAGCGGACUUGAAGGCAGCAGUUGUGUGUAUGGCUACGUCGAUGCCCUCUUUCGACCAGCCGCUGAAUGCUGUUGACUCGACGGAAGGAGUAGUGCAAACCACGCAGGGCUUCGGCGAAGGAAGCGCGUGGGACAAGCUCUUCCAGCCGUCGAAUUUCUUCAUUCGGUACAGCUCGUACAUGGUGUUCAACUUCCAGGCGGCCUCGGAGAGUGCGAUGCACAAGUGGGGAAAGUUUGUUCAGUCGCGACUCCGCAAGCUCGUGGACAACCUGCACCACAUGUCACCGGUCUCGCGGGUGCACGCGUUCCCGCGUUAUUUCCCUCACACGUGCGAUGCUGAGCGCCGUGGGCCGGGCUCGUGCAUGUUUAUUGGUAUCGAGUUCCACUACCGACGUCAUCAGACCAUCCAGCCGAAGGACGACCCGGAGGUGAAGAAGACGCUGGAGCAGGCCAUCCGCUUCUUCUUGGCCACGGACUUGCAGCAGAUGGAGGACAAGCAGCCAGAUAUGACUGCUGACGCCAAGGUAUUAAGCUGGGAAGAACUGCCCGAGUUUGUCUUCCGGUUAGGACGCAGCAACGCCGAUUUGGAGCGUGCCAAGUACACAGACGACCUGGAGAAGAUGGGCUUCUCGCAGAGCAACACGCCCACCUUCCGCCCGCCGUACUACGUCAACAGCUACAACCGCAACGGCAAGUGGCGCAGCGGAGGCCCGCGUAAGUACGCGGGAGGCCAGCGCAAGCAGCGGCGAGAUUUCCGCAACGCGCCGCGGUCCUAUCCAGGCACUCAGGCUGGGUGA
Molecule: messenger RNA, 3186 nt
Organism: Phytophthora sojae
Lineage: Eukaryota; Oomycota; Peronosporomycetes; Peronosporales; Peronosporaceae
Exons: 1
Coding region: 1-3186 (1061 amino acids)
Cellular component (GO): nucleus
Molecular function (GO): RNA binding; poly(A) RNA polymerase activity
Source: RefSeq, a predicted model, not a curated record